AUGAGAAUUCAUAAAACUACUACUACUACCACUACUACUACUACUACUACUACUACUACUACUACUACUACUACUACUACUACUACCACUACUACUACUACUACUACUACUACUACUACUACUACUACUACUACUACUGUUACUACUACUACUACUACUACUACCACUACUACUACUACCACUACUACUACUACUACUACUACUACUACUACUACUACUACCACUACUACUACUACUACUACUACUACUACUACUACUACCACUACUACUACUACUACUACUACUACUACCACUACUACUACUACUACUACUACCACUACUACUACUACUACUACUACUACUACUACCACUACUACUACUACUACUAAUAAUAAUAAUAAUAAUAAAAUAUUUAAACAUAUCAUUACUGAGUGA
This is a messenger RNA of Schistosoma turkestanicum, 414 nucleotides long. Lineage: Eukaryota; Metazoa; Platyhelminthes; Trematoda; Strigeidida; Schistosomatidae. The record is from the annotation of a GenBank genome assembly.